Didymodactylos carnosus is the source of this 1614-nucleotide messenger RNA. NCBI's taxonomy places the organism in Eukaryota, Metazoa, Rotifera, Eurotatoria, Philodinida, Philodinidae. The record is from the annotation of a GenBank genome assembly.
AUGAUAAAUACCGGAGCAACACAUUCAAUUAUCACAGAAAAAACUCUUCGAAGAACAAAAUAUCGAAAGUUUAUUACCAACAGAAAUCUUCAAUUAUUCAUGGGAGAUGGAUAUUCUCCAUUAGAAGCUAUUGGCGUUGUCGACCUUGAUAUAAAAAUUAAUUCAACACUAACCACAAUUUCUGCAUUCGUUGUCAAACACCUUAGUGCUGACUGCCUACUUGGAAUGGAUUACAUUAACAAAUACAAACUAAAACUCGAUAUGGCUGAGCAUACUAUUUCAAUUCGUACCAAUCAAACAACCACAACGAUAAGCAUCAAUCAGCAACCUGAAGAGUUACGACUUCCUGUUCGUUUAAUUAACUCUGUUAUCAUCCCUCCACUGCAAGAAGUUUCAGUUCUGGUGUCGGCCGGAAUAUCAUCGGCAUCGGUACUGUUUAAACCUUCUUUUAAUCUCAAACGGCAAGUUCCUCUUCUCAUGUGUAAUUCAAUAUUAGCGGUCGAGCGUCAUACAACUUCUGUUCCUCUUUACAAUCCUUCACAUUACGCACAAUAUUUAUCAAAAGGCAUUAUCCUUGGAACAAUCCGAUUUCCUCCAGACCACAAUAUUAGCCUUCAAGUUGAUAAUAUUCCUGUAUCAGAUAAUUGUGAAUUAAAUAUUUUAAGGUUAUUAGCACACAUCCAAGAUGAGACACAACAUUCAAAAGUAAAAUCUGUUUUACUUCAACGCCGAAAACCUUUUGAUAAUUCAAAAUCAACUAUCGCAACAACAACCCUUUAUCAUACCAUACCAACAACUGGUCAUCAUCCCUUCGCUUCAAAACCUUUCCCUCUCUAUGGUGAAAAACGACAAGAACUCAAGAAACUUUUAGACGAGCUACAACUUUAUGGGCAUAUUCGUCGAUCUGAUUCGCAUUAUGCUGCACCAGCUAUUCUCGUCGAAAAGAAAGACAAAAAAUAUCGACUUGUAGUCGAUUAUAGACAACUUAAUUCAGUUACAAUCAAAGAUCCAUUUCCACUACCUCGCAUGGAAGAUACACUUCAAGAAUUGGGUCAAGGUUAUCGUUAUUUUUCAAAACUCGAUUUAAAAUCUGGUUUCUUCCAGUUUACCAUCGACGAAAAAGACAGACACAAGACUGCGUUUACAACUUCCUUCGGCGUUUUCGAAUUUACAGUUCUUCCUCAAGGUCUUAAAAAUUCACCUCCGUCGUUCCAGAGAAUCAUGAGUCGCAUCCUUGAACCAUGUCGUCCAUAUUGCAUUGUUUAUAUUGAUGAUAUAAUUAUUUUUUCACAAACUUUCGAAGAACAUCUUGUCCAUCUUCAAAAUGUUACUUCUCUUCUUGAACAAAAUAAUUUACAAUUGUCUCAGAGUUGUAACCGGUCUGGAAAUACUAGACCGGUCCGGUCCGGCCGGUCUAAAAGUAUUUCCAGACCGGUAAAACCCGGCGAGUUCAUCAAGUUUUUUCAAGUAAUAACAUUGAUAUUAGCGACAAAAUUUUGUUCUGAAUACCUACAGAUUUUUACGCCUGUCUUUUCUGUAAUGCUUAUACUAGAAUUCUAAUACGAAAAAACCAACCAACAUUUUCAAGAUUGAGUUUCUUCUGCAUGAGAUAAG